UGUGCUGCUGAGCGAGGAGACCAGCGGACUUACACCUCCAUGAAGAUGAUGCUUGUUAAAGUCAUUUAUCGUGAGCUGGUUCUGCAAAUACAAGAAGCUUUUGUGCCGCUGUCGUCAACAUCGUACCAUCGUCAUCGCCGAAGACAGAACUCCCUCAUCACCAGCGUAGAUUUCUCCGAAUAUCCUCUCCGUGAUCACAACGUCCUUGCAGUCGCAGUUCCGAGAGCAAAAAUCACCCGGCGCGAUCUCUCCCUACCGCGUCGAACGCGUUGCUUAAUCUGCACAUCGUGCAACGUACACCUACAAUACUGAUGAUCCUCACCCGGGAAUGCAGAGGGGGAGGGUGGCUCUCGCACGACGCGGGUAGACCCACGUGCACGCGCUGCAACGUUCCGCGCGAGACGGCCGACCUACGUUUUGAUUAUUUCCUCCGGCGUGGAGACAACGCGACAACCACUGUGAGUAGCUUUGAUUGGUUCACCGGCGUUUCAACGAAAUUCGGCCCUUCCCUAAUUAUCAUUAUACCGAUUGCGCGCGUCGCCUUCUGAUUAAUCCGGCGAGACAGCCUCGACACAUGAAGUCAUGCCUUUCUGGAGCACUUCUGAUGUAUUUCUUACGGGAAGCUCCAAUUAGCUGUAAUCUCAUGCGUUGAAGAUGUCACGCCGGUCUGUGUGUAUCCAGGCCACGUAGAGCACGCGGAGAGCACGCAGGCGUUCCUCGACCUUCUCUGAGUUAGUUCAAUUGAAGAAAGUAUGUGGUAAGUUCGCACGGUGAUCCUUGCAGCAGGACGAAUGCGACGUAAUAAUGUCACAUCGCUACAAUGAGUGAAUAUUUGCCAAGCAAUACCGAAGAAAUGAUUUUACUUGGAUUAAAUCAAUAUUACCUCAAUAUUAUUUGAAUAUGGUUUCGAAGGCUCGGAAAAGAAACCGGCUUCUUUUUCUAUUUUUCCGCCGAAUUUUUUCAGUUUACCUCCUUUACGGUAGUCUACAUUGUUUUUUCGUAAGGAAAACGUUAUUCAACAAUACGUCGUUAAACACUGUGCGCUUCAUAAUUAUCCAAGAAUUUCGUGAUUUCGUCUCGGAGGCAAAAUAUCAGGCUGGUCUGACGCGGCACGGGACGUGUCAACUGCGAAAUUAAUUAGUUACGAUUAAUUAGCGUUAUAUGUGAAAUAUAUAUAAUGUAAACAAUGUAUAAUAUAUAAUAUAAAAUAACGAAUUAUCAUUGCAGCAGGCGCGGCCCACCGUCAGCCGAGUCAACCGUCCGGGUACUCUCCGGGCGCCCCGAGUGAAAACGCUCUCGAUCACACGGAAGAAAACAAUUCCGUCGGCGUAACUGAAUUUUCCGUUGCCCGGAGACCAGCCGAAAGUUCGCUUGUAGUAAACCGGAAAAUCCCGUGAGAGGUUUCCUCUAUUCAGUCAAAUGCUCUCAGUUCCCAACCGAGUCUCAAUGCCGGACGUUCACACCGAAUGUUAGUCGCGUUAGCGGACGUAUCGUUGAGUUUUUUCCCUCGUCAUUGAACUUUUACCCGGUCCCCCCGUUCAGUUACAGGAACUGAGAUCUUUUUCCCGUGCAACUCAUUAGUGCGGGAGGGGAGGGGACACCCGCGGGAUGCCCGAGGUUUUUCCCGGCGAGAUUCCGCGGGCGUCGUGCAACACGCGCGAGCUGCAUGAGGAAUGUACGAGUAGUCUGUUCAACAGUAAUCGUGAUUCAGCGAUUCUUACUUCUAUAUGUACAAUGACCGUGCAAAGGGGGUCCUCGUUCCACGAGGACCCGCGAGUAUCUUGUGUGCUGACGCAUUUCUUCGAAAUUUUUCUACAGACGCGCCGCUUGUGUUCGCGCGAAGACGCGCGCUUAAACUGGCUUCCGAAACGGUUUGAACCGGCCUGACACGCGAGACUAAAUCCCGUCUACCAAUUCUGUAACUUUUUUCAACGACAGUAUCGCCACUCGAUCGUUGCGCAGCUUUUCCGCCAUAUACAGGGUGUAUCUGAACUCUACCGACAGGACUUACAGGACAGAUUCUAGGUUGAAAAUAUGUAAAAAGGUCUCAAUAAACAUACGUCCGCAAAAGCUUGGUUUGAGGAAGAAAAUAACACCGAUUAAUAUUGGCAUCGAGCAGCAGGCUUCCUCGAUGCGGAAACCAAAACAGCGAUUGCCCAAUAAGAGAAUUCAUUUUCGAAAGAAAAAAAAAACAGGUUCUCUCGUUGGACCAUCGGAUGCGCUCCCAAGAGCAUCGAGGGAGAAGCGAAGUCCGAGCCGUUUUGAAACUCAGCGUACAUAUUGCUUCGGCCAAGUUCGUUUCCGUGCUGAAAGCAUCAUUACUUUCUUCAUUAGAUCUUUUUUCGGCAUAUAAUAAACGAUAAAGAUGCGGUGACGCUUUCGGCAGCGAAAGCGUCCAAGACGAACUUAGCCUUCGUGGGCACAGAACUGAAGAAGAAGAAGAAGAAGAAGACGCGUGACAACAGCUGCGCAAGGCGCGACCAGAUCAUGUUCAUUACAUCUACUCUCUGUUACUAGUGCGAGUUGAAACCGACACUGUACAUGUCUUUCGGAUACUCGGUUGAGCAUCUAACUCGAUCAGUCGUACACUCUGUCGAUCGGCGUAAGUAAGGGGGUGGAAGUACCUGCGGAUGUAUAAUCGUGUACAAGUCUCCGAUUGCGCAUUAUUGCAACAGAACGACGACAGCGAGGACGACGGGCGAUGAUGACGACGAUGAACGUGUAUCAUUGAGCAGAAGCACUGUUUGAAGAGUGACGCAACCGUUCGUUUCCUUUCUCGGUGCCGCACGCUUUAGAACUGAG
Molecule: messenger RNA, 2802 nt
Organism: Dinoponera quadriceps
Lineage: Eukaryota; Metazoa; Arthropoda; Insecta; Hymenoptera; Formicidae
Exons: 3
Coding region: 40-312 (90 amino acids)
Source: RefSeq, a predicted model, not a curated record